AUGCCCCCCAAGGCCGCUGACAAGAAGCCCGCCGCCAAGGCUCCCGCCACUGCCUCCAAGGCGCCCGAGAAGAAGGAUGCCGGCAAGAAGACUGCUGCCUCUGGUGACAAGAAGAAGCGCUCCAAGACCCGCAAGGAGACUUACAGCUCGUACAUCUACAAGGUCCUCAAGCAGGUCCACCCCGACACUGGUAUCUCCAACCGUGCUAUGUCUAUCCUGAACUCGUUCGUCAAUGAUAUCUUCGAGCGUGUCGCUACUGAGGCCUCCAAGCUUGCUGCCUAUAACAAGAAGUCCACCAUCUCCUCGCGCGAAAUCCAGACCUCUGUCCGUCUGAUCCUGCCCGGCGAACUGGCCAAGCACGCCGUCUCUGAGGGCACCAAGGCCGUCACCAAGUUCAUCUCUUCCACGAAAUAA
This is a messenger RNA of Cordyceps fumosorosea ARSEF 2679, 414 nucleotides long. Its product is annotated as histone H2B. Gene Ontology annotation, molecular function: structural constituent of chromatin; DNA binding; protein heterodimerization activity. Gene Ontology annotation, biological process: nucleosome assembly. Gene Ontology annotation, cellular component: nucleosome. The coding region runs from base 1 to 414 and encodes 137 amino acids. The transcript is spliced from 3 exons. NCBI's taxonomy places the organism in Eukaryota, Fungi, Ascomycota, Sordariomycetes, Hypocreales, Cordycipitaceae. The record is from RefSeq and is a predicted model, not a curated record.